Messenger RNA from Amphiprion ocellaris (clown anemonefish), 24269 nucleotides. RefSeq names its product RNA binding fox-1 homolog 3a (gene rbfox3a). The record is from RefSeq and is a predicted model, not a curated record. Lineage: Eukaryota; Metazoa; Chordata; Actinopteri; Pomacentridae. The transcript is spliced from 12 exons. Gene Ontology annotation, molecular function: mRNA binding. Gene Ontology annotation, biological process: nervous system development; regulation of alternative mRNA splicing, via spliceosome. Bases 1317 to 2354 code for a protein of 345 amino acids. Gene Ontology annotation, cellular component: cytoplasm; nucleus.
CGCUCCAAAUUGUGUUUUGUUUGAUGGCUGUCUUGCCUCUGACCACCCCACAGAGCACCACCGAACCUCCAGUCCUCCUCUUCCUCCCCAGCACUCCCAGUGCAACUUAAUGAAGACGGCUGGUAUCAUUGACUCUCUAGCAUAUGCAACAUCAAGCCAAGCUGCUCCAUCUUUGUCUCUUUCUAGAGAGCUCUGCAGUGCAUCUUGCCUUGCCAUACUCGUUCCGGCUCCUCCGUCGGCUUCCCCACAACUUCUCUCCAGCCUCUCGCCGUCCUCCACUUCCAGCGUGUCUCUGCAACACCAGCAUCCCUCCACCAGCUCGUCUCUUCCUCCCUCCUCCCUCCUUCUCAAUCUCUCUUUUUUCUUCCUCUCUCCCUUUUCCCUCCUCUCUCUCUGCUUGAAAGCUUCUGUGCUACUGUACCGCAUGGUGAUCUCCAGCUUUUACACCCCCCAGCCUCUCCAGCGCUCUUCACCCAGGGACGCUGUAGGAGAAAGUCCGUCUCAGACUUGCCUUCACUCAGAGCAGAGCUGCUGAACGGGAGCCACCCGGAAUGAGAGACGAAGGAAAGCAAAGCAAAGGGAGAGAGUGUGCUCAGACUGAGAGGAGGCAGGGAACAGAGGGAUAGUUAACAUCGAGCAAACACGUUGAAAAAGGACCCAGAAAGAGCUGAGCACUCAGAAAAGGGUGGCAAGUUGCACAAGAAGAGGAAUAAGAAGCAGAAGAAGGAAGAGAAGUGAAGAGAAGUGAAAGAAAGAAUAAAAAGCGGAGGGGAGGUACAGUAACUACGCAUCGCAGCACUUUCUCUCUGCUUGUUGCCUCUCUCUUAUUCCUUCUCUCUCUUUCCUUCCCCCUACGGCGAAGAGGCUGAGGAAGACUUCUUUGAAUGGUUCAGGUGGAAGAGAAGCAAAGUCAGAGCCUUGGCGGCCGCUCUGAGAGGCAGAGUCAUGCUUCAGAAGAGUCAGCAGGACAGCAAGACCGACUGCCUUUAGGGGCAGAGGGACCCAAAUUAAAAAAAAGGACUUUAUACUUACAAAACCACAAACACAGGGGCAAUUAAGUGGUCGUCCGAUAACACUUAGCAGUCAGUGCUGACAGAAACAAAAAGCCUUUUCAAAAAAACUUUACAGACAAAACCAAAAACGAAGUCAAGCGAUUGGAGAAGAGGAAGAAGAAGACCAGAGCAGAACAGGACAGACGUACUGAAAACACAUCAACAAAAAAGACAGGCGGACAAAGAGGAAGAGCUCUGGCCUCUCCAGUGUCCUUGCAUAGCCCUGUCUUCCACCCCCUGCUCUCCCAUCCCCUCUCAGCCGAGAUGAUGAUGUAUUUCUGGGGUAACCAAGAGGCCCCAGCUCCCCCUGAAGCCAUGGCUCAACCUUUUCCACCAGCCCAGUACCCACCUCCACCACAGAAUGGGAUCCCCACUGAGUACACCACGCCCCACACCCACCCCCCGCCCGACUACACGGGACCAAGCACAGUGGGCGAGCACACCCUGACGCUGUACACGCCGACACACACACAGAGCGAGCAGUCAGGAAACGACAGCAGCACCCCAGCCCUCACAGCCAACACAGUAACGCAGGCAGAGGAGGUUGCACAGACGGAGGGCUCCCAGCAGCUCCAUAUGCAGCCCAGCGAUUCAUCAGAGAAGCAGCAGCCCAAGAGGUUACAUGUCUCCAACAUCCCUUUUCGUUUCCGGGACCCUGACCUCCGGCAAAUGUUCGGGCAAUUUGGCAAGAUUUUAGACGUGGAGAUUAUUUUUAAUGAGCGAGGCUCCAAGGGCUUUGGGUUUGUAACAUUUGAAACAAGUGCAGAUGCUGACCGUGCGCGGGAGAAACUAAAUGGUACAAUCGUAGAGGGACGCAAAAUAGAGGUCAACAACGCCACAGCCAGAGUAAUGACCAACAAAAAGGUGGCAAAUCCGUACACAAACAGCUGGAAGCUGAAUCCAGUGGUUGGAGCAGUAUAUGGUCCUGAAUUUUAUGCAGUGGCAGGCUUUCCAUACGCCAGUACUGGAGCAGCUGUUGCCUAUAGAGGGGCCCAUUUGAGAGGGAGGGGCCGCGCCGUCUACAACACGUUCCGUGCUGCUCCUCCUCCUCCACCUAUCCCUGCCUACGGAGCCGUGGUCUAUCAGGAUGGCUUUUAUGGGGCAGAAAUAUAUGGGGGCUAUGCAGCCUACAGAUACGCCCAGCCAGCUGGUACUGCUGCAGCAGCUUACAGCGACAGUUAUGGCAGAGUCUAUGCAACAGCAGACCCCUAUCACCAUACGAUUGGUCCUGCCGCCACAUACAGUGUGGGCACUAUGGCUAGCCUUUACAGAGGAGGGUGCAGUCGCUUCUCUCCCUACUAGAAAAGAGGGAUACUCGCCCCCUUCCCUUCCCCGCAAAACAGGCAAAAAAAUGCAACAAAUGAAAUCACUAAACAGUCUUCAUCCACUUCAUGGAAAAUGAGAAACAAAAAGCUUCCAGGUGGCAAAUGUGACCAUGAAACGCAGAAAUCAUUCUCAAGUUGCUUUCCCAUUCACAGAGUUAUCAUUUAUUGAUGUAAUGCACAUAUUUUGGAAAAGAACACUUUGUUACAAUGUGUUGUCUUAAAUAUAUUUGCAUUGAAAUGGCUUUAGUGGAAAAGGAGAAUGGUAGUCAAUGUGAACAACAUGGGAUAGAAUUUAAAGGAAACUUUUUGUCUCCUUUCUUACUCUUGUCCUCUUUAAGUUACUGGUCAGCAACUCAGCUCCUUUGGAGUGGCCAUUUGCACUAGAUUCCACCUCAUUUCCCUUUUUUAAUUUUUUUUUUUAUUUAGUGUUUUCUCUAUAUACACUGAAAUCACUAAUCCUAAACCCUUCUAGCUUAAGCAGUACAUUUCAGAUUGGAUUUAUCAAGUUAAUUGUGCAACUAUUCCAACCCAUUAGAGAGGUGGCUCCAUUUAAGAGAGCUGGUAACUGGAGCUGAGUUUCAUACUAACUUAAAUGGACUCAGAGCCAUUCAGCCUAAAAGAGGUGAUUCUGCAUCAAAAUGGCGACCAGGAAAUGAUGCAUUAUGUGACCCAGAAGGUGAGUGGAAGAGUGUGAUGUAUUACUGAAUCUGAAUGCACCAGGAAGUGAUGUUAUAGCAGGGUGUGAAGCGAGAGCGAUUGCAGACAUUGCAAAAUGGGCAGCAGUGUGUUAGAACCUAUUGAUCAUUGGCACAGUGCCAGAGGCAGGAGGUAUCCCAUUACUGCUGAAUGACUUUAAAGGAAAAAACCUUAUUUCCACAACAGAUCCUCACAUGGUUCAUGUCUCCUCACAUCCUGUACAUAAAAGCAAACAUCACACAUUUUCUCUUUUCACAUGCAGGAAUACUGGCAUGGAUUUUUAACAGUGGAAAAUGAUUUAUGAUCGAUUUAUGAAAAUGAUCUUUUAAUACUUUUAUGUAUUUAUGUUAAAGCUGCAUGACCACUGUGGGGUAGAAAAACAUAAUUAACAGUGUACAUACUGUGAAACUAUUGAUAUUCAGUAUGUUGCUUUAAAAUGGACUUUGGCUUAUGUGGGGAUCCAUAUUUGCUUGUCUUUGCUGACACUUGCAUACUUUUUAGUCCAAAGAAAAAGCUGACAUUCCCAAUUGCAAAUAUUAGUUGGUUUUAACAUGAACAAUAUUUACAAGUGAGAAAUUGGUAAUUACGGUAAGUGUGAUAUUUCAUAAGGGCGACAUUAGCAGGCAGGCAAGCAGGUAUAGCACCUUUAUACAGCAACGUAUCACAAUCAAAGCUAAAUCCAAGCACUUUACAUGUAAUGGUAAAACAAUAAUAAUAAUAAUAAUUUAAACAAAUACAAGCUAAAAUUUGUAAAAGGUAAAAUACAAACACAGCAGGAUGAAAUACAAUUAAUUAAAUAAAUUAAAAGCAUUACAGGCAAGUUGAAGUGAAAAAGACUAAAACAGGUACCUUAUGAAAUAAAACUGGUUGAUUAAAAGAUGUAGAAAAACAACAAGUGGAGAAACAUCAUUAGCGUCAUCAGAACUGUUAGUGGUGACGUGGGCAGGUCUGGAACCAAGGUUGGCCUCCAGCACCUGAAGAGAAAUAACUGAAUCUUUAGCUGCUCCAUGUUCCACCUUCCAGGACUCUGAAAAACUAAAGCUGGCUAUAAAACUAUAGAUUUAAAGGUAUUUUUUUGGAACGUUUGGCCCUUCUCAGCUCAUGUUUCCCUACCUGAGCAUGAAGAGGAUGAAAAGUUUUUUGUUCCAGUUUCUCUUUUUAGUUUCAAGUUUCUCAGAGUCAUUUCAUUAAAACUGUACAGCCAUCUGAAGGCAGCAAAACUCCCGUAGCACUGCAUCAGAACACAGCACCAUCAUGUACAACCAUCUACUGUUUAGUAAAUCAUGUGCAGAUUAUACCAGACUAAGUAACCCAUUUUUAACACGGCACAUAUCAGAUGACUCUCUUAUGACAGAUUUCUGUUGUUCGUGUGGCAUCGGUGCCUCCUUUCUAACAUUAUUUUCACAAAGUGUUUUUUUGUUUGUUUGUUUUGUUCUUUAAAUGCAUUUUGGCAGAAAUACUUUCAUGUGGCCAUUUAUGACAUGAGGUAAGGAAGAAAUAAAAAUUAAAUAGUGGUUGAAUCAUUGUGUUUUAUUAGUUAUUAUUUAUUAACUGUAAUCAAAGUGUGUUCCGAUCAUGUUUGUCUUCACUUUUUAGAUGAUAAUAUAGAUUCCACGAGACUAUUUGUGUUUAUUGAGCUGCUGUUCUCAUGCAUCGCUGUGAUUGGCACAGCUGUUUCGGAGUAAUGAGACCAGUGAUGCGACUGGCUAAGAGUGAAUUUACAAUCACCAUGUCUUCCGAUUUAAAUCCCACUUCUGCAAAGCCUUUUUUACUUUGUGUUGCCUCACCUAAAUGAAUUAAAAUAGUCGAUGACAUCUCGCUGUGUCAUGCAUGGAACACGAGCAUGGUGUUUCUUUUUAUCAGUUAAAUUCUUAAAUCCAUAAAGUCUCUAAAUAAUAUUAGUCCCAUGGGAAAAUGGUGUGAGUCGAAAAAUUGAGAAAACGAAACACCAGCUCAUCAAAACACUGCUCUAUUGCCCAACUACUGACCAGAAACUCCACGUCCUACAGUCCACCACAUCAGCAACGCAGUCCCUAACAUGCACACGCUCUUAGCUUAGAUACCAUGCUAAAAGCAACACAUGCAGCACUCCUAAUACACCCAAGCCACACUUCUUCUCCUCUAGUCACACACAUACACAAACUCUGGCACCAGUAAAUAGCUAUCUGUGCCUGUUGUGUCUGAUGUGAUCGUAAAGAGGGGAGUCAGUAGUGCAGGAAGAAAGGGGAGUGUGAAGAAAAGCACCAACCAAGGCAAUUUACCCCACAGAUUAGAGAUAAGAGAGUUCAGUCAAUAAGCACUGAUCUCAUUUGAAGAUAUACCAGACUGACUAGGCUCACACACACACAGACACACACACACACACACACACACACACACACACACACACACACAGACACACACACACACACACACACACACACACACACACACACACACAUUCACAGUAGUUGGUCUGUUGCUGUCACUGCUGUCACUGUCUCUCCUCUUGCUGUCUUGCUGUUUCCAAUAAGGAUAAGGCUAUUGUUAUAGUAAAUAUGUAGGGAACAAAUCUCCCUCUCCCUGUCUAAUCAAACGCCUUCGUCGUUUUUCCUUACACGGACAAAAUGUGACCUGAAUCUAACACUUCAGCAGCCUCUUAAUACAAGUGCCUGUGCUAACCUGUACGGCUUCGUCAUUCAUAGUUUCCCCCCAGUGUUUACAUAUUACAGUUCACAGUGUGUUCUAUUUUCAUUUUCCCACCAAUCUUCCCUAUAUGGUAUUCUACAGAUGUCCCAGAUAUUCAUGGUGGGAACUUUAUUCUGUUUUUACCUUACCUUGCAUUAAGUUUUGCACUGUAUUGGUCCAGGCAAAUUAUAAUACAGUGCCAGUUUAAACAAACGCUCUAUAGAUGUUGCAAAAGGGGCCGAUUAUGUGGCACUUUACACUAUGCAUUUAUUGCUCAAUCCUCCUUCCAAUCAGCCAGCUGUGGCAGUUUAUAGCCCCUGGCUGUGACCACAGCUGCAGUUGCAUUGCCAGGCUGUGCUUGUUGAACCUGUGAUUGGAUUGUUGCUCAUACUACAGCGAUAGGUGAAUCGAUAGUCCUAUGGUUGUGGCUUCCAUAGUUGUACACUGAUGACUCUUUGCUGGACCUAUUAAAGGGCUUAUUUCUAUCUAGCAUAUUUCCCAAAAACAACUGUUGGGACCACUUAGGUUGUGAUAAUGUUCAAGCAAAAAAAGGACUUGUAAAAUGAUGCACAAAACAGAAUAUUUUGUUGCAAGCAGGACAAGUCUCAUACAGAUUUUCAAAUAUGUGCUAUUUUAGAUGAUUUAAAAUGCUGGCUAUUACAGGGGGUCCUCGGUUUACGACGUCAUUGACCUACAGCGUUUCGGCAUUCCGUCAGAACUGGUUACAUGGAACUAGUUGACAAGUGGAGCAGAAGAAUAUGUUGACAUGGUUAUAAAAUGACUGUUUACAUUCGCCGGUUGUACGCCACCUUGGAUUGUGCAACAUGCGCUAACGUUUUGCCCUUCAUCUUGGCUCCAAAGCCUAAGUCAGACUUUUCUGAUGCUUCGAAGAAAAAGGAAAGCCAUCUCCAUGGAAGUGAAAUUAGAUAUAAUAAAAUGCUCGGAACACAGCGAAACACUGACGAACAUUGGUCAAGUUGUAAAAACAGUGCAACAUAUUGUAGCGACCCUCUGUGAUGAAUGAGUGAGACUUUCUCUCGUUCUCUGGUCGUUUAUUGAACCUUCACACAGACUACUGUGGGCCGUAGCCAACGCCAGCAUAACUACAAAAACCUGAUAACUUAGCUCCAGAAUUAGCCGCCGUUCCCAGCUCUAUCUCACUCGACACACACACACACACACACACCGGCACGUGAUGGAGCAACAAACGCACACUACUACUGACUCUCAGCUAAUCAGAGGUGAGCGAACUAAACAUAGCAUGUUGUUCAGUGCAAAUAAAUCUCGUACUGAACAAUGAGCAUGGAAACCUCAACAUCCACAACAAUAUCAGUUUGUUACAAUAUUCUGUUGUCUUCUUGUAAAAUGAUUCAUACAUGCAUGAGAGUCGUUGGUAUUCAUGACUUUUCUGAAGAGCUGAUCAUAACGUGAUGCACAUAACGGCUUUGUUUACAUUUUCGCCGGAGUUCCGACUUAUGGCGAAAAUUGACUUACAUCACACUGUAGGAACGGAACUCUGACAAUCAAGGACACCCUGUAUAGCUAACUGUGAUGGGCACCGCUGGUAGAUCUAGACUUUUUUUGUGAACAAAGGCCUGGAAAGACAGUUUGACAGGGUGGCAUGGAGGAGCCCCUAUAUAAAAAUACAACUCUACCUUUACUGGUAAAUGGAUUCAUUACAGUUUUUAUUGUUUAAGUGUGUAUUUUAACAGCUUUCUUUAUGAUGAACAACAGUACCAACAGACCAGCAAUAAAACUACACUCAUGCAAUAAAUUUACUUUUGGUUUAAGCAUAAAUACCAAUAAAGCAAGACAUUUUGCACAUGUAUUAUCAGAUCUUCACAAGUAUCUAAUGUAAUGUUUCGUAUCACCAAUAUAUAGACAUUAUCUGAAAAACAUUUAGUUUUACUCAACAAAAUCAUAUGUUGCAUCACUGGAAAUUCUAUGGGCAGUGAAUAAAAACCUACUAUAAGGUCUUCACCUGUCUCUUCAUCACUCCCUGUUUUUAUUUUUGUAUGGAAUCGGAUUUAUGACAAAAUAAUCAAACAAAUUUCUUAAACUUAAAACUAAAAUAAAAAUUUGAGAGAGGAUAAAACUCAAGGAAGCAAGAAAAAAAAUCAUCUCACAAGUAAAAUUUGUAGCUUGCAGGUUUUACUUCUCAAAUUGUUAUAUUUGAUGUUUAAGAAGUUAAUUUUUACACAAAUCUGAUUCCAUACAUUCUCUUUUAAAGUGAAGUUGUAAACCUACAGUACAACAACAGUCCAAAGUUGUGCAUUCAAACAUACUGGUGUUUAACAGUGCCACACAGCACCUGUAUAUAUUUAUAGCACACUCAGCUCUUCAUAUGUAAGAAAAACACAUUACAACACAACAGUAUGUGUGUCCCACCAGAAAUAUUAGCCCAGCUGCUCUUUUUCUUGCAAUUAAAAAAAUGUGCAGGUGCUUUUUUUACACUACUUUUGUAUCACAAACACAUAUUAAAUGGAAAACCAUCCUUAUCCUCACAUAUAUAAUUCUGUACAGGUUGACCAGAGUGUAAUAUUGGAUUAUUUACCCCAAUGCAGCCCCAUUUCAGUUAGUCUUAGAGCGGGGAUGUCAAACUCAUCUUAGUUCAGGAGCUACAUUCAGCCCAAUUUGGUCUCAAGUGGGCCGGACCAGUAAAAUCACAGCAUAAUAACCUAUAAAUAACAACAACUCCACAUUUUCCUUUUGUUUUAGUGCGAAAAAGUACAUUCUGAAAAUGUUCACAUUUAGGGAACUAUCUUUUUACAAAACGUGGACAACCUAAAAUUUCUCAAGAAAAAUAAAUUCAAUUUUAGCAACAUUAUUCCUCAGUUUAUCAUUUACACAUUACAACUUACAGAUCACAGAGUGUCUACGAAGGAACAAAACUUUCAGUCACAGGUAUCUGGAACUGAAUGGUAUAGUAUUUUACUUUAUGAUCAAAAUGACAAAAAUCUGACAAAAAAAGACAAAAAAAGCUACAAGAACAAGACAAAGUAUUACAAAAAUCAGAUGCAAAACGACAAAAACAAUGAGACAAACGACACGAAACAAAAGAAAACGAGGCAAAAAAUUAGACAAAAGUUGCAAAGCGACAAAAAAUGGACAAACAACAAAAAUGAGACAAAAAAAUACACAGACACAAACAAGACCAAAAAGGACGAGAAACAAAACAACAAAAAAUAGACUAAUAAUGCAAGUGAGACAAAAAGGAAACACAAAACAACAAAAACGAGAAAUAAAAUGACAAAACAUGAGACAAAUGACAAAAGUUUUUUUUUAAAAAAACAACAAAAACAAGACAAAAUAUUACAAAAAUGAGACACAAAAUGGCAAAAGAACAACAAGCAAUCUAGUAUUUUACUUUAUGAUGAAAACAACUUGUCAUGGUGUCUUUUUUUUUUUUUUUUUUUAAAUUUCUAGUUUUGCAAAUUUACAAUUUGCAGUUAAUGUCUUCUCUGUAAUUUUUACACUUUGCAAAGUCAUAUCGCGGGCCGGAAUCAGACCCUCUGGGGGGUCGGUUUUGGCCCGUGGGCCACAUGUUUGACACCCCGGCCUUAGAGACCAUUCCAGCAAUCACAGCUUAGCCAUCCCAUGGUGAUACUUUGUGUUCUAUGACCUCAGCAGCAGUUGUGAAGACAGCUGUGUUAAUUAGCUGUUAUAUGAAACUGCAGUGACAUAGAUCUGUGCCUAGGAAGGCUAUUACACAACACUACAUUAUGAAACAGUCCAGAACACAAAACAUUACAAGAAAAUACUAAUUUAUUCCCAGGUACCACAAGAGUAUUGUAACAGCAUGCAAAAAUAGUUGACAAAAAAAUACCUCAUUAUGACUGUUGCGCAGCUCCAUAGUACUCUGUAGUCACUUUACAUAGUUCAUAUUUUUAUUAGGAAACCACAGAAACAGUGCCACAGAAAGGCUAGGGAAAACAUAUGCAUUAAGAAGUUAUUCAAAUGUUCAUUGCUAUGGCACAGUUAAGUAGCAGACAAAAAUGGCUUGAUUCUUCUAGCUAACGGGAAGCUAGACUAGAUGCGCACCAUAGAACAUAUUUGUGUAUUCUAUAGGAUAAACUGUACAGUCAGUGGUAAUGGGAUAUCUAUUGCUUUACAUAACCAUUAAUGUAAAUAAAAGUCUGGUGUUUUUAUUCAUCUAUGCUCUUCCAUGCACUUUACAGUUUUCAAAUGUAUGUUUGUCUUUGAUUUUGAAAGUCAUUUGCCAGUAUUUGUGAAUCAUAGAGAGAAUGUAAUAGCUUAGUAUUUAUUCAUCUGUUGUUUAGAGUGUUAUUAACAAUAGGUCCUUAUGCUACAGAAGAAAAAAUAUAAAUCUAAAGAGAAACUGAUAUGUUCAUACCUUUCUAUAGGUACAGUCAUUUCAAAGUGGAAGUUGUUGUUUUUUGCAGAAUACAGACAAGUGACAAAUUAAAGGAAAUACCCUGAACCUUUAACACCUACAGUGAGGAGAUCCAGUGGCUCUUUUUGGGUCCAUAUUUUGAAGGGAACUUAGGGGAAUCUUCCAGAUUGACAAAGUCCCUAUCUAUAGGGCAAGAAGGGUCACUGAAUGAUUUGAUGAGUAUGAAAAUGACGUCAAUCACAUGCUCUGGCCUUCACAGUCACCAGAGUUCAAACCAACAGACGGGGUUAGAAGCAAAGUGGUCUAACCCACAAAAAAUCUGAGAUGAGUUUUCUAUCAUUUGUGUAAUAUUUUAUGGUCUAGAUUUUAGUGGGAAAGUGGUCUAACCCACAACCCAAAUAUAGCAUUAUAGUGGUACUUUAAAUGUUAGAGAAUUCUUGAAAACACAAAAUUUUGAACCCGUUUUUCUAAACUACUACAGAAAGUGAGAUAGACCACUCUGCUUCCAAACCCUUCAAUUGAUCCCAGCCCUCCAGUAGAGUUCCACAGGCUUGCAGAAUCAAUGCCAAGGUGCACUGAAGCUGCUCUGUCAGCACAUGGUGUCCCAACACUGCACUCAAUUGCUUUGUGUUGUUUUUUUCUUCCUUUAGUUUGUUGUCACUCUGUAUUUUACAGUCCCUAUUAAUAAAGAUGAUAUACUCAAACAAAUUACAUGAAAUUGACAUUUUGCAGCCACUGUCAAAAUUUAAAUACAUUUAAAAAAUGAUCAAUCACAUUUGUUAAAAUCCAUAAUUAGAUUAGAUUAGAUUAGAACCUCCUUCGGGAUUGACAGGUGUAAGAUGUCUCAUUUAAACCUCUGGCAUCUAGUCUCUGGUGUCUUUGCCAUUGAAGUGUGUGGUGUGAUUCUGUCAAGGAUUAAAGAGCUCUCCAAGGCCUUCAGAAAAAAGUAUAUGGAUGUCUAUGCCAAGUAUGACAGGGGAAGUAAAAGGUUAUUUUAAAUAAAUCAUUCCACAAAUGGCGUAGACUUCAAAUGGCUGUGAAUUGUCCAGGACUGUGUCCCAGCAAAUUAACAAGACCAGACUGUUUAAUGCAAAAAGAAGUGUCCAAGAACCCCAAAAUUUCAUUAUAGGAUCUGCAGGCAGCAACUGGAGUUGAUUACAUUUAACUGCUGCAUCUUCAGUCAGAAAGAGCCUUUACAAAAAAAAUCACAUGAAAUUCCCAUUCCGACAUGGGAAUUUUAUGUGAUUUGUUGUUACCAUGCUACCACGAUGCCACAACAUAAUGGGGCACACGUGAGGCAUGGGAUACCAUGUAGAGAUCAUAUUGAAAACAUGUAACUACACGUUGUAACAUGUAGGACACGUGGAAUUUUUCCACCUGUUGUAUAAUGUUAUCUAAGAUUCAUCAUUAUAUAUUUAACAAGUCAAGUAAUGCGUGGACCAUUUCUCCAGGUGCAACAGCUCAAAGGUAGGACAGGGAAAUUAACCCGAAGCUUGCUUUCACCCAUGUGAAACCCAUACACAUACCCAUGUGAAAUUCAUAGGAUUACAUGUGAAAUCCAGGGAAAUACAUAUAGGACCAAUGUAUUUUCCCAUCUAAAACUAAUUGGAUUGCAUGUGGAACUCAUGGGAUUACAUGUGAAAUGCAUGGCAUUACAAUUAAAAUUACAUGUUAGACGGAGUCCAGUAAAGGAGUUAUUUUUUGCUGUCUUCUGAGGCCAAGAGCGUAGUUACUUUAUCCACAUCUACUGAAAUUUUUGUUGAAUAAAAAAUGUAAAAAGACAGUUUUUCUUAGUGGUUGUGUUCAAGUACAUCAUCUUUAUCAGCAGACAAUGUAUCAAAGAGGCUUAAAUGUUUAAAAAGCAAUGACUUCCACUAUGUACUUAUCUACAUGACUGUAUACAUGAGUAGCUUGGAGUCUGACAACAGCAACAUUUUAUAUGGCAAAAAAAGGCUUUAACUUGAACUGAAUGUCUUUCUGUAUGUCUGUGGUUGCAUUACUGUGUGAGGUGUGUUUUGUUAAACCAUAAGCCGACCAAUGUCUUCAGCAGUUUUUCCUAAAUGACUUCUAUGACUUCAAGCUCUCAGGCCAGACACUAUAUUUUUUCUUAAUAUUUUUUUUUGGUCUGUCUGAUGGAGCUUGGUUCAGUUGGGAAAAUGGAGAGCACAAAUUUAAAUAACUUGGUUUUGUGCCUGUAAAUUUGUCUUCUUCCUGCAUUAUUUUGUCUCAGCACUGAGAUGCAAGGUGAGCAACAUAUCCAAAAAUUCCCCUUUGAAAGACUUCAACAUGAGUUUUAAGUCACCAACAGUAUACACUGCAUCUGCUAUUCAAACCCUGCCAUUCAAAUCUUCAUUGACACAUCCAGCCAGUCUGACCUGCCUUUUUUUUUUUUUGGUGUUUGUUUGGUAGCUCUGUAACAAUGUACCACUACUUCCAAAUUUGCUCCUAAUUGAAAACAAUUUGUGAAUAAUUUGACCAUUAGAGUUUGUUUUUUAGAAGACAUGUUUAUGCAUUGGAAACAACAACCAGUGCAGCACUUAGUUUUGUCAAUACUUUUACAAAAACGCAAUAAACCAAACAGAAAAGUACCCCUUGCUUGGAAUGGAGUGGUUGGGACUCGGGCUGUCCACUAAUUGCAGAGUUGGCAGAUCGACCCCCGACCCCAAGUUGUUUCUGAGGGCAGAUGAACACCUGACCCUGGGCACCUCCACACUGGAGUGAGUGUUAGUGACGUGGUGCGUGAGAAUGGCAUUGUCAAGCACUUGGUAGAAGCUAGCUAAGGUUCAAAAGGUGCUGUAUAUGUGAUGACCAUUUCCCACAGGCUUCUUGAACAGCACUUUUGAAGCUUAACGUGUUGGCUGUGGCUAUCACUAUGCCUUACUCCACCCAACUGUAGGCUAAUCCAUGAUUUAACAAGGAAUGUGAACAUGAAUGGAGGUGAUGUUGGCCACGUAAACAUUUCUGGGCUACAGACUAUUGUCUGACAGCACCUAUCUGUCAGUCAAGGAGGCCACACCUCUCACUAUGCAUAACUUCAAGCCUUAAUACAAUUUAAACAGGUGAGUUAUAUAAAAAUUCAGUUGUUAUAAAAUUCGCUCUAGAGACCAAAACCAUUUUUUCUACCGGGCCGUAAAGUUGGCCAUUUUACCAUGGGGGUCUCUGGGGAUUGACUCACUUUUGGAGCUAGCCUCAAGUGGCCAUGUGAGGAAAUGCAAUUUUUGGCAUUUCAACACUGGCUUUAACUUCCUGUCCAAAUAGUGCCACUUGGAAGACAGUAAGACCAGGUAUUGAUUAGAUUUUGUUUUUGUUGUUUUUUUUCUGGUUACUGUGCUGUACCAUCAUUUUACUUUUAGUAUAAACUUUCACAUACAGCUUAUAUGUGCAGUGUUGGCUGCAUCUUUGAAACCCAUUCAGUGGACCUCCAGAGUCUGUUUAUCCUGUAAAUGACAAAAACUGAGCCAAUGACACAACUUUCUACUGCGUCUCCACUAGCAAAACCAUACGGACUUUCCUCUGUGGGAUUGUUCUCUGACACAGCUGAAGUUAGCACUCUCUUGAACACUUCUACUAUCAGAGCAGCCACAGGGGAACCAACUUAAAGGCCACAUAUUUUACAUAGUCGUUGUAUUCAUCCAUUCAUCACAGUAACAUUCUGAGCAGAAGCAGAGUUUAAGUUCAGAUUUAUAAGCAAGCUCCAGGGUUAUUUUCACAUCCAUCACCCAAAGAUUAUUUCUAAAUAAAAAUUUGUGCUCUCUUUUUUCUUAAGUUUACACAAUUUUUAGAGACACGUUUUAUAUGAAGAAGUGUCAAAUUCUUUGUAGUUCUUGUGCUGUGUCUGAUUUUUAUUUCAGUUUUGUUUUGUAUUUUUGUGUAUGAUCUACAGUUUGAUAAUUAAUGGUUUAUUCUGAAAUUAUUGCUAAAAUUUUCUGUCACAUUUUUAUUUAUAUUUCAGAUUUUGUAAUUCUCCAUCUGCUCACAUGCCACAAUGUGAUGCAUAUGAACUGGGCUGCAUGUUUCUGUUGGGCAUAUGAGAAUCUCCCUGUUAGCCCAGUAUUAGUGAAUGCAGCAUUGUUUUUUCUUUGUUUUACUGUCUAUUAUGCAGGCAUGCUUGUCAUAUUUAACUGUUUAUCUUCAUAUCUCAAUAUAGUUUUUCUUUAAAAAAAGACACCUGUUAGGUUUACACUUAUUUGUUCUUUUCAAAAUGUUCACACCUACACUCACUCAAGGUGAUCAGAUUCUGGUUUUUAAACAUGAGUGAUUAUACUUUCUCUUCUCUCAACUCUAGAGCUCUUGCUGAAGCAUUGUUUGUUUAAGAAUGAGAGCAGACGACUUACCUACAAAUGAACACACUUCAGCGCUGAUACAGGCAGAUGUAGAGAAGCCUGAGGGGAAUUUUGUGGAGUUACAGUGGACAGAAAAGUGGUGUGGGUGGUGACCAGCUAAAUGUUGGUUAGGGGAAGGUCAGUGGGCACAGGCUUCUCAAUUCAUUAAUUUGUGCUUGAGGUAUUUAUCCAAAAUGAAUAACACAGUAUGUUUGUCACCUUGGAUAAACUCUUGGUUUGGGGCGCUCCAUUCAGCCCCUCCUGCUCGUCCUGCCUUCCGUCCCUUCCCAUCUGAUGCUCUGAUUCUGCGGGACUCUAAAGCUGUGCCUGGGAGGAAACAAGUCCCUGAAGAAGAGACGGGAGGAUGCCAAUAUUGGCAGUGAUUGGCGACUCAGUGGAGCUGCUGGACAAGUCAUGUCUCUCUCUGAGCCUCUCAGGACGAAGUGACUACGAAGCAACGCUGAAAUUAAAGUCAGCCUUCUGUUCUGCAUUCGACUUCCUCCAAUACAGUCAGUCACACAUGCACACCUCCUUCCUUCACCUCAGCAACUCAUCUCCCAGAAUUAAAGAGGUUCUGUGGAGAACAGAGCCUCCCAGGACACUCUGCCCGCUACUGCUCUCCUCUUCUGUCUUCCCAGUGUUGGUGGAGUUUGGUGUACGUUGCUGCUCGCUCCCUCACUGGUGAAAGUUUAGGACCGUGGUGUACAGAAAACUAUCUGGACACAUUUGGUCUUGCUAAACAUCAAAGGUGCUCAAAAAAUAGUUGUAGUGAGGGUUUGACUGAAGUUAGGUUUUAAAAGGCUGAUGGGAUUGGAAGUUUUAGCUGAUGUUUUUUUGUUGAUGCAAAUAUUUGAAUGCUUUUAAUUGGCAGAAUUGCUGAAAAACAGAAAUUCAUAACUUGUGGCUGAAACACCUAUAUGAAAAUGUGUGUAAGAUAAUGAUCAAGAUAUAGAAUAUUUCUGUCAGAUAUGUUGGUCCUAGAUUUUGACUACUUAAGACACUUGAUAUCUAGCAGUGUUUUUGAAAUGAUCCAUGAAAGGUUCAAAUGAUUUGGUAAUGAUAUCUUACUUGGGUCAAGUGUUAGAAUACAAAGGUUCUAUAUGUAACUAAACUAAACAGUGUGGACUAAGUCUUCACCUCAACAAGGAGCAGGAUGUGUCUUCUAAAAAUUACAUCAACAAAUAAGUUUUUAAAGGCUGUUUUUUUUGUGUUUUUUUUUUUAAUGUAUUUUUCGGAAUUCACCGUGUCAACACUGACAUAAAGGUAGUGAGUUUUAAAAAUCUUCAGCAUCCCCUCAUAAAGCAGUCCAUGGUUUUGGCAGGUUUUUAUAAUGACAUCAUCAUAAAAACCUGCCAAAACAGUGAAGAACAUUUAACAUAUUUACAUUUAAUUUAAAAAGUAACAAUUUAACGUCAUGUUAAGGUGUUGCAGUUGCAAUUUGCUUGUAAUAAUGUGGAUUUGAGUUCACAUAUUCCGGGUUAAGGACCACCCACAGACAUCCAGUACACAAAAUUACACUAUCACUAAAUAGCAGGAUCACAGUGGUCAUUCACUGAACAUUGUCUCACUAUUGUCAAAUCAACAAACAAAUCGGCCGAAUCUCUGAGUCAAACCCUGCUGAAUACUGGUGAAGAUGGUGAAACAUUGCUUUGUUCACAUUAGAGAUGUACACAUGCUGUUGUAACUGUUUUUGAAAAUGACAAUUUGAUCUUACAACAUUGUUUUGAAGCCUCAAUUCUCCAGCAUAAAUGUGUCUUUGUUGCUCAGUGAUUAAACAUUAUUUGUUCAGUGAAUACUAAAUCUGAUCGGUAUUGAUGCCGCAGCAGUUUUGAUGUCAUUGUGAUAAAAACUACUGUACGUGGUAAAAGCAAAUUCACUGCUCCCAGUGUGGAUCUAUUGCUUAUUUACACUGACUUGCUUGUUCUCUCUUUUUUUAGUAAAUAAAAGACUAGAGGGAUGAGUACAGAUGGACACCUGCUAAAAAAAAACAAGAGAAGAACAACACGGACACAGAAGGACACUAAAAAAGAACAACCUAAACAAAAAGAGCAGAUUUGUAAAGGAGCCCUUCCAUCAAGGAUGAAAGGGAUCUGAAGGCGUGGACGGAGGAAGUUUCUGGGCCUGCUUUGUGAGGCCAGGGCCUGAACCAUUGAGUCUGUAGUCCACGGGGAGGCGAGUCUGCUGGCUCUGACCCCUGAAAAACAAGCCUUUGUUGAGUGGAAGAGACCAAUUAGAAAGGUCACUAUAAAACAUUUUAUUUUUUUAAACUUUUUUAGGUUUAUGAUUUCCAAAAAAAAAAAAGCAAACACUAAUGUAUGUAUAUACAUAUUAUAUAUUAUAUGUCUGUAAUAUAGUAAGUACGUCUUAAAAAAAAAAAGACAGAAAAACUUGGGGAAAAUCUCAUGUGUCUUUACAGUUUUAAAGAGGAAGGUGUGGUGAGGAGAUGCCAGUUUCCCCCAAGUUCUCUGAUUGUCACCCACCACACCCCACACCCUUUACCCUCUGCUGGAUGAGGUGGGGGUGAUGGGAAGGGUGCCGACUUCAUGUGUGUGUGCGUGUGUGUGUGUGUGUGUGUGUGUGUGUGUGUGUGUGUGUGUGUGUGUGUGUGUGCAUGUGUGUGUGCGUGUGUGUGUGUGUGUGUAGAGGGGAGGGAGGGGGUCCAGCAGACAUGUCACUAGUCUUCAGAUAGUAAAAAGCUUUAUGAGCCUGUCUUCCACUAAUGGACUGUAGUAGUGUAGCUGUUAUUUUUCUGGCUAGUCUUGUCAAGCAGUCUGCAUUUUGUAGAUUCUAAAAAAUAAGCGUAUGAAUAAAUAAGUAUACAUUGGUGUAUGCAAAUGAACAUAAGAAAGGCGCAAACUUCUGUGAUUAUUUGACAAGUGCACAAGCUAAGCUAAAGUCCACGGUGAGAGCCAGAAGGUCAGCAGUAGACGUGUCUGCCAGAGGCCAGUCGGCCCCUGACAUCACUACCAAACAUGUCAUUACAGUGUUGUGAUUUGAGGUGGCUGUGCUGUGUAGUAAAGUGCUUUUGUACGCUGUGUUGGGUAGGGUCGGGCAGGGGUGGGUAAAACAAGCAGUCUAGCAAACAGGAAAAUGGGAGCUAUCUGCUUCACGUGUCAUUGGAGACUCUCCCAUCCAUCCUUGAACACAGUUCUCAGCUUUCGCUACUGAGAGGAGAAUGGUGGGAGAUGGAGGUGGGGGGAGACAAGUUUCAAGUAUAAAAAAAAAAAAAAAAAGGGUCACAAGAAAACAAAGUUUUACUAAGAGUCUCUUUAAACCUUUCUAUUUAUAUGGAUCUCUACUUUAGUGACAUCCUUCUAUAUUUAAACAUUGUACUAAUAACAUGCUGUCAGGCAUGGUCGGAGAGUCAAUUGUAGCCAUUUACUAAUGUUGUAUUAAUUGUAUUACCAGUAAGAAGAAAAACAUUUAUAUAUGAAUAUAGAUAUAUCUCUUUGUGAUUUGCAACUCUUGGACAUAUGUUUGCCUUUGAUUUUCAACUUUCAUGCAGGAUUCAAUGCACUGUCGACUAACGAUGAGGUUUCUACUUGUGUGAUGUUUGUUUCUGUUGUUUUAUUUCAUUUGGUUUCCCCUCUGUUCAGCUACUGAAUGUAACUUCAAAAACUUUUUAGGUAGAUGAUGUUGUUUUAUAUAUACUUAAAAAAAAAACAUACGGUACUCUGUACAUUGUAUACACAUGUAAAUGAUACAGCGAAAUGUUUCUGAUAAUAUGCUGGACUUCCUUUUCUGCUGACCCAGACAGACUGUAAUGUCCAAACUGAAAGACGAAAGAGUAAAAAUAGGCAAAGACAAGGGAAGAAUUCAAAAAGAACACUAGUGCCCUGCAGCUAGUGGGAAGCCGGUGGGAAAAACAGAAAUGUGUAAUCAUUACAGGAUCAGUCAGAAUUUUUCUUAACCAGGCUUUCAUAUUUGAGAAGAACAAGGAGAAAGCCUCCUGUCCUGAGUGGGAGAAAGACAGAGGGAAGGGGGGAAGAUGAAAAGACAAUUUUUUGAAUUAUUGUUUUUUAUUUCAUUUUUUCCCCCAUGUCUCUUCUUUCUCUUUGUCUUUCUCCCGUGAAUCUCAGAGUUAUCAAGGUGCUGGGGGUGAGUGCUAUAUGCAGGGUUGAGGAACAUGAGGACGAAGGAAAAAAGGAGGCAUAGGAUGCAGUCCCCUCUGAGGUACAUGGAGUGGAUGAAAUAAAGGAAUCUUUCAGUAGCAUGCCAUAAUUUCAACUUCAGAUCCUGAUAAAAAAUAAAUAAAUAAAUGAAAAAAAAAACCUGCUGAAAUGUCGGUUGGAGAGCUCCCUAUCACAGGAUACUCUGACAAGUCAUUAAUAUUUUACAGCCCACUUAAAAAAAACAGAUGACCUAGUGAGCUUUCCAACAGAGAAAAAGGAUUAACUAAUCAAAUUCACCUGCAUAAAUAUUAAGAUUAAGCCUUCACAAUAUUAUAAAGACAAACCCAGUGAAUCUAAUAAUGCUUUAUUUGAGCAGCAUUUGGUCACAGUGGAGUGAUGAGACCUCCAGCAGAACUAGUCUCAGGGAGGUUGGCCAUCUGCUUCGACUAGCCGGGGAGAGGCUAAAGGGUAGCAGACAGAAAGCAACAACAAACAAGAGAACAAUAAACACCUGGCAGGCUGGUGGAAGCAGUAAAUCUGAAAUGUGCAGCUCUCGAGCCACAGACGUAGAGGAUACGACCAUGAAAGCGUGUUUACACAUUUAUGUAGAUUCACAUGCAAACUGUUACUGUGCUACCAUUUCAAUGCAUAACCUUCCUCCCAGCUCCUUAUUUAUUAGCAGUAGUAGUAGUGUGCAUAGAUGUCACAUUAGCUGUACUUACACUGAUCAGCUUGAUGUUUAAUAACUCAUUUGUUCUAUGUUCAGCAGAGGACAACUCAGAAGUGUUUUUCUUAAAGGCCACACUUAGCCUCAUUUUCUUUUGCUUCUACAUGUCAUUUUUUUAAAUCUACAUGUGCUAUGCUUGCAUUACAUGUGAAUGUAAGCGACAGUAAAAUAAUGAUCCUGCACCAAAAAGGGUAAAAGAAUGAAACCAACACAAGCUUGAGCUGAACACAGCUGUGAGCAUGACAGCUUUUAUUUACCAGUGAGACAGUUUUAUUUUUGGUAUACUGAGUUAUUUAAAUCACGUCAAUAAAUAUUUUAAUCAUCCAUUUAUGAAAAAUGUGUAUCUUUGCAAGCUGCUAAAACUGCUCACCAGCCUAUGUAGCCACAUUUGCAGUUGUAAUUCAAAUAUGUUUCCGUUAUUUUGUCCACAUCCUUUAGAGCUCAGUGUGUUCCUCCUGGGUGGAUGGCCACGUUGGUCAGAGAAAGAAUGAAAUGAGGGGGAAAAAACAGUUUACGGGGAAAAUGUUCAGUCUUCUCCUUUUCUUCCUCGUCCAGUUCAGCUUCCCAAAUGAGCAUGGACCCAGUGCUCUGGUGUUUCAGUGGAAUAGAUUUUGCUUCUGUGUGAAAGGAUCCAGUGUUGCCUCCCGUGUUGCUGCAUUCGGUUCUCUCUCAGUCAUUCAAAGUGCAUGUGCCAUAGAGGACAGGAUGGUCGGCUCACGCAGUGAAUGAGUGUCUCAAAGCUACUUCAAAGACUAAAUGAGACUGAAGGUGUGGAUGUUCCGAGUGGACGGACUUUUUCAAAAUGCCUGUACACCAACUCCUCUCAGUUAUCCACUGCUGAGCUGUUCAUCUGGGACAACACGUUUGCAAUGGGACGAGACAGCUGAGACGGACUGCAUAAGACGUGAAGACAGGAGUCAAAGUGGACUGGGACUUUACAGAAAUCAAAAACAAAAAGAAACUAAUGAAAAACAACUAACGAUGUCAAUCUUAGCAGGGAUACAGGUAUCCUCUGAUCUCUGCCGCGUUCUUCUGAUUCUGAAGUUUUUUUUGUUUCUUUUGGUUGGAAGACUUUUGUCCUGUUUACAUGUACUGUAAUGCUGUCCAUCCAUUACUGGUUGGAGAGAUUAACAAAAGGUGUGAAGCAGCUUUCAUUCUAGCUCUGGUAUGCCCUCUGGCAUAUUACUGUAACCCUGGGAAAACCCUUCCGAUUCAGCUAGCAUGUCCUCCAUUACCUGGAUUCCUCCCUGUUCUAUUCAGAAAACCCCGUCUUUAGGUAAAGGAAAAAACACACACCAUAGGAGAGCCCUGACCCUUUUCCUACAGUACAAAAAUAUAUCAAAAAUCCUUGAGCUUCCUACCAAAACCUAUGUGAUCCUUCUGCAAAUCUUACCCCAUGUCUUUGUAUUGUAUGUACCUCAGAUGCAAACCCUAACGCAGCUAUCAUUCUCUAAAACCUUUCUGGAACCAGACCACGGUGGACCCCUGUAGUGUAGCCCAGCUAGAGACCAACUACAACCCAUAAGCCAAAACCACACCUACCUCCCCUGGUAACCCGCAGACCUCCACUGUAAAGUCCACAGUAUGCUUGUUGCAGAAGCACGUUUUGGUUUGCUCAAAUGAAAGAACCCACGCCAUCCCUAACUGUGGAUUUAUUUCAUUGGUCUGAACGUAAGGUAUCGCUUAACGCCAUGACGUCUUACAACCAUUAAAUCUAUUUCAAAAAUAUCUAAAACUUGUGAAAAAUUAUAUGAUAAAUUCCUGCUUUAUGUAAAUAUUUUCAGAUAAAUUGACUUGGUACAUUAUUUGUAAUUCGCUCUGACUUAACUGUUUUGGCUUAAGAUUUCCUUUUGAGUCCACAUUGUCAUUUAACAUGGGAUAAGGCUCAGUGAGCACAAAUGUAAGUACUAUGCACCAAGAACAAAAGCUGGAAUUUUUUAAAGACUCUAUAGAUGUAUAUAACAUAACCUGUGCAAUCAGCUACUGGAGCAAAUAAAAAAAAGUGACAAGAAGCAAAUCACUCGCUGAAAAGUUUACCUUUGUUAAAUCUGGCAUGGUGUUGGGAAGUUACAGAACAAUUUCAUUCAGCUAAAUUAAACUUGCUUGGACAAUAUGUUAUGUUAACUUUAUAUGAUGUAUUCUACUGUGUCCUCCUUAUGAGUGUGUGGUUAGAAAAAAGGCCCCUUCAAAACCAUUUCGACAAGUAUUCAAAAAUCUGAACUGGGGUCAUAUGAGCAUUUUACAUUCAAAUGUUUUAGCAAUUAAAAGUGCAUUGUUAAGGCUGAAGAACUAUUGAAAAAAUAAGACUGACAUAAACUUUGGUCUCUGCUAUUGACAUAAACCUUCCAAGCCAGCCUUCUCUAAACAGGACAACAGUUUGACUCUGGGAGAACAUUCUCAAUUGCAAGCCUGCAAGAGAUUAUCUGAAAACAGAAUAUUUAUUAAUCCAGUGGUCUUUCUUGUGUUAGCGUUUAAUAAAAGAAAUGCAACCAGGCGCAUGCGUGUGGUAUGAGCAUGGAGAAUAGUGACCGAGAGCAGAAAACCGUCCUCGGCGGUGAGCAUUUCUGCUCUUUGACUGCACAGAACAGCGUCAGUGAGCAGGAAUGCAUACUUGUACAACAGCAUUUCCACUCUGCAGGCACAAAUGGGAUCCCACAAGAAACAUGCUGGAGCCUCUCCACACACUCACCACUGCUCAACACUCGCUCACUCAACCGAGUUCACUGCUGAGACUUUGCAAGCGAGAGGAGGCUGAUAAUGCCACUCCUUUGACCGGUUAUAUGAGUUCCAUUGAUUGGUCCUUACAGCUACUUGUAAUUUAGCAAACACUGAAGAACACUGACAGCUUCUUUUUUUGUUAUCCAAUAAGGUGGAGCACUGUGGGCCUGUACAGCUGGCCAAAGUAAUUAAAAGUAUCAGCUUCAAGGGAAAGUGGAAGAUUUAUUAUUUCACCAGCCAAUAUAUAGUUUUCCAGUGCUGCUAAACCACAGAGAGAUAACAGCAACUUAACAACAUGUAAUGAAUGUUAGCACUUUGAUCAUGGAGGGGUUUUCAUCAACGUCAGUCAAGAACUAAAACAUGUCAGAUGGUUCAUACAGAUGGAUCAGUGCAGAGGUAGAAAGUUACUGAGGGAAUUUACUCAAAUACGAGUUUGUACUUUGCUCUGCUGCAACUCAGAGGCAAAUAUGUACUUUUUAUGCUACAUAUAUUUGACAAGGGGCUGCACAGUGGUUAGCACAGUCACCUUGAAGCUAGAAGAUCCCGGUGUAGCCCUAUGAUAGACUGUUACCUGUCCAGGUGUCCCCUGCCUUCACCCUCAGUCAGCUGGGAUAGACUCCAGCCCUCCCAUGACCCUGAUGAGGAUUAAGCGGUGUAUAGAUAAUGGAUGGAUGGAUAUUUGAUAGCUGUAAUCACUAGGUACUUUGCAAAUUAGAUUAAUAUUACAAAUACAUUAUGAUAAAUGUUGGAAAUUGAUGUUGAAAAGUCACACAUUGAUGUCUAAUUAUUAGAUUAAGAGGACAUUUUAUUGAUCCCCACAUGGAAAUUUACAAACCCAACAAAAAAUAAAGUCACAUACAUACCUACCUAUACAGAAUGUAUGUAAAUUAUAUGAGUUCUUCUCGACUUAAAUUGUAUGCAACGUAUACAUCAAAUCAGUCGGUUAAAAAAAACACACAUCAACAGAUCAUUAAAUGCAACUUCACCUUUACCAGCUACAAUAAUGACAAACACAUUAAUGCAUACAUUAUUUUAAAACUCAGUUAUAUAGUGUCUGUUAUUUUGAAAUAGAGGAUUGAAAAAAGCACAAACUAAGUUUUGAUGCUUUUUCGUACUUACUCAAAUAAAAAUAUGAAUGCAGGGCUUUUACAUACAAUUAGUAGCCUUGCUACUCUCUGGUAAUCCUAAGAUCUAGGUUUUUCAUUCACCACUGUCAGAGGGUCAGAGACUGUAGGUGCUGUAACAAAUCAAAGGAGCAGAGUUUUCAGCAUCUGUCCCUGCCUUCAAAGUCACAAUAGUUAUCGUAAUGGCCAAGCAAGUGUUAAGCAGUGCCUAAGGACAGCUGAGCCGGUGAUCCUCAGUCUUGUGCCACGGUUGUGCAUGUAGAAAUGCUCUCAUAUGAGGUUGGUUUGCUGCUCAUAGAUCAGUAUCUGUGAGCUUGUAUCACACUCACGUGCCUGGAUUUUAUGUGCAUAGGUUUGAGAUUAAAUGCCACUUGCCCCUGUUAGUGUAGAACAUAAAUAACCACACAAUGCAAAGCUGUUGUGAAGAAAUUACAAUUUAUACAAGGCACCGUGUGCUGCUGUGCUUUUAUUUCAGCAAUUUCAACUUUUGCUACAAGUAUACUGUUGCCUUUAUGGAUCCGUCACUCCCCAAACCCCAACAGCCUCCCAGUCCUAUGCAGAUCCCCAAAGCACAAAGGUUUGAAUGAUGACUUGAGUCAAACAGAAAGAAAAAAAAUAAUUUUCCUUCCAUUCUUUUUCUAUUUUUAUGUCUGUUUUUGGUCCGUUUUAUCUGUAUGAGGCUUUAAUGCGCUUUUGUAUUCUUUAUGUAUGAAUCUUCCCAUUCUCUAUGUCAACAUCAGAACCUUGUAUUACUGUGUAUUAGAACAAGAAAGACUCUUCAUGUAUGACUGUGGCUUAACUCAACCUGUGCAAAUGAAACAAUUGUGCUUGUUUAUGUGUAUGAGUGUGUGUAUAUACAUACAUAUACAUAUAUCUAUGUAUCUAUAUCUAUAUGUAUGUAUAUAUAUAUAUACACAUAUAUAUAGAUAGAUAGAUAGAUAUAUAAAUAGAUAUAUGUAUGUAUAUUCUGCACACUCACACACAUCUUACAGCUGUUCAGCAUGUGUACCUUUGAUGUUUUAGUAUUUCUUUUUCCUGGUUUGUAUUUCUGUGCGCUCCCAGUGUGCUUCAGAGAAACACUAUUUAAUACAAUAUUGGUACAUUAUUAUCACAAUUAUUAUUACAGUUAUCACUACCAUGAUUAUUAUUAAUAAACAUUUCUUUCCUCAGUA